Periophthalmus magnuspinnatus is the source of this 2992-nucleotide messenger RNA. RefSeq names its product NFKB repressing factor (gene nkrf). Gene Ontology annotation, molecular function: nucleic acid binding. Bases 417 to 2651 code for a protein of 744 amino acids. The transcript has 3 exons. NCBI's taxonomy places the organism in Eukaryota, Metazoa, Chordata, Actinopteri, Gobiiformes, Gobiidae. Gene Ontology annotation, cellular component: nucleolus; nucleoplasm. The record is from RefSeq and is a predicted model, not a curated record.
GGGGGAGGCAGAUGCGUCCUUGCUGUGUGACACCGGCUGCAAAGGAUUGUGGGUAUUUCCGGUUAGUGGUGCCUUUUUUCUGGUUUAGAACAGAUGAUUAAUCUUAUGGUCAGCCUUUGUUUUAUCUAGGCUCUUUUACGCAUAAAUUAUUGCGCAUCAUCAUAAUUAAAUAAUCCAGAGAGUAAUACAGAUAUUGACCAGUUUAAGGUCGCGUGGUGUCGGGUUCAGACCUUUAAGCUAAUGCUAAUCUGUAGCAUAAACGUCAGCGUUUGCUGUUUGUAGCCUAGCCUGUAAACAUCAACGUGUAUUUGAAAUGGACAAGCGGCUUAUUUGCCUCUAAACCUCUAUUCUUUUAUCAUUGCUCUUUCCAGUUGGAGCACAGCUUGAGAGAUUAAACUGGACGUGGCGACUUAGAGAUGGCAGGGUUUUAUCGCGGCAAAGUGACUCCUUUUUACCCAAAUCAAGCGACGGGUGUUGCAAAGAGGUUCUGUUCCUCUGAUGACAGAGAUGAGCCACCAAGGAAAGCCCCAGCGUUACAGUUCAGCUCCAGACCUGGAUUUGAGCCUGUUCCCUUUGUCAGUGGUGGAAGCAGUGUUGGGAGGGCUCAUGAGAAGGAAAAUGACCAGCGUAGAAGGAGUGAGCUGCACAGUUUUCGACGAUGGGAGUAUGAUCACUCGCCCUACAAUGGUCAAGUACGUGGACCUGCCUUUGACAGAGGAUCAUCCUACAGCUCUGACCCCAGGAGUUUCCAUAGAGACAGGGAGGAGAGACGGGGAGAGUUUUCUGAAUCAACAUUAGGUUUAGGUUAUAGAGAUGGUGGCUCCACAUCUACAUUUAUGGCAAGAACCGAACGGGAAUACACAGCCAGAUUUGAAGCCCAUUCUUCCAGAAACACUGACUUGUUUUCACAGCCCCAGAGAUAUAAUGGCAUUGGUGGUGGGAGCAGGUCUGGUUUGGGGUACAGCCAUAGGAAUCAGCCAUCAACUAGCAGGUUUUGCAGCAACAACAGCCCCUCCGUUCCUCAACCUGAAUCUUUGUUUCAGCCUCAACCAGUAUCUCAGGCAACACUUGAUGAGAAGCAGAGAAUAAUUGAUAAUGUAGCAUCUGCUAUUAAAGUUGCCUUUGGGGACCCAGCUUGUAAAAAUACAAAUAAUGAACCAAACUAUAAUUUCAUCUUAAGUCGAAGCAUCCAAGCUUGUAAAACAAAUCCUGAAUACACUUAUGUUAACCUGAAGGACAUUCCCCCAGCUGACUUGCCAAAAAACAAGAAAAUGCCAUCUGAUGGCUAUGCCUGUGAACUUCGAUGUCAGCAGGUUUAUCUUGCCACUGGGUAUUCAGGUAGUAAGAAUGGAGCGAGGGAUCGUGCCUCAGAGCAGGCUGUACGACUUUUGUUGAGACCAGUGGAGGUUCGUGUUGUGGAGCGCAAAUACAAACACUCUGUACUAAAAGACAUGGUUGUGUGCCAAGCACACAGUCCAACCCCAGCCUUUGUACCUGCUCUUUGUAACCCAGAGGAAAAGCCUGCAAGCUCUAAAGGACAGUUUGAGCCUGACAGUCAAAAACAUUGGAGGGAGUUUGUGGUUGUUGAAAAUGCUCAUGAUGCAAUAUGCAUUCUCAACAAUUCAGCAGCUUAUAACCGCAUGAAAAUAGACUAUAAAUUUGACUUGCUCCCAAACAAUACUUGGGUUUGCAAAGUUUUUGUACAAGAUGAGCUCCUAGGAACUGGAAGAGGCAAUAAAAGGUCUUCAAAACAUACAGCAGCUGAAGAUGCCCUAACAAAGCUCCGAAAGAAUCAGGAAAUGCGCCAGCAGCAUGUGCAACAACAGUCUCACUUUGACAGGCAAAAGAAACAACAAGAUGAUGUAGGUUUUGGACCACAGCUUCACAAGAAACAUCAAAGUGAUCUAGUUAUUCUGGAAAAUUCAGAUAAUGCAAUUUGUAUCAUUAAUGAUACCGCUCAGUUUAAUAAAGUGACUGUUGAUUACAAGUUCUCAGUUCUGCCCAAUCAGUCCUGGAAGUGUGAAGUUUAUUUGGAAGGACAGUUUGUUGCAGCAGGAGAAGGGCCUAAAAAAACAGUUAAGCACAUUGCAGCAAACGAAGCCCUAAAAACACUAAAGCAGACACAUUCUGUAGUAAAAGCAAACAUAAGAAAAGAUAGCACUACUGAAGCCAUAUCACGAUCACAGAUAAUGGGCCGCUCGGGUGAAGAGGACAUGAAGCAGGAAAUUAAAGAGGACAAUAUUGGGAACCAGCUGCUGCGUAAAAUGGGAUGGAAGGGUGGAGGCCUGGGUCGUGAUGGAGAUGGUAUUGCAGAACCCAUUAGAGUAAAAGAACAGUUUUCUAGAGAAGGUCUUGGCCUUGAUGCAGAUAUUCAGCUCAACAAGCGUGACCUUGAAGAUGUCAUCCGUAACUAUGCCGCUUCAGACAGGCAAGAUGAUCUCCGCUUUUCCUCUGAUCUGACAAAUGAUGAACGCAAGCAGAUCCACCAGAUAUCUCAAAAAUAUGGCCUUCGAAGCAAAUCUUAUGGGCAGGGAAAACAAAGAUUUCUUAUUGUUAGUCGCAAAGUACACAAAGAACAGCUGAUUGGGCAGCUUUUACAGGAAGGACAAGUGGGACGAUAUGCGCUCAUAAAACCUCAGGCCUUGCAUUAAUUUACAAGUUAUAAUAUAUUUAAGUCAGCUAAAUUAAUAUGCAUUUUUUUAUAUAUAUUUCUGUAAAAUACUUGGGAACUUGCACAAAUGAUGUCUGUCUUACUAUAGUUCAGGUAGAGAAUUUGUUCAUUUUGUUCUGGGUAAUGCCUGCCUUUGAUUCUUCAAUUUACAUUAAACAGGUUGAAUCUACUUGAAUUGUAUCAUAUUUUUCAAAUGAAAAUUAUUACCUCUUUGAUGAAUGUGUUAUGUUGAUCCCCCUGCCAGAUUGGAAUGUUUGUGAAAAAAUAUCCAUUACCUGUAGCAAAGUACUCCUGGGUUAAGCAAUAAAUUAUUAAAAUAUA